This is a messenger RNA of Anas platyrhynchos (mallard), 1923 nucleotides long. RefSeq names its product crystallin alpha A (gene CRYAA). Gene Ontology annotation, cellular component: cytoplasm; nucleus. Lineage: Eukaryota; Metazoa; Chordata; Aves; Anseriformes; Anatidae. Gene Ontology annotation, biological process: response to heat; protein refolding; lens development in camera-type eye. Gene Ontology annotation, molecular function: structural constituent of eye lens. The record is from RefSeq and is a predicted model, not a curated record.
UGUCCCCGUUUCAAGGAGCGGCAGGAACAGAAGCAAAUGAAGGAGAAGCCAAGGGCCGGUGGCAAGGACCCACAGAAGGAGCCUCCUCCCCAGACGUCCCUAGGAAGCUCUGUGGCGUGUCCCCUCCAUCCAGCUCCUGCGGAGGACGUGCCGUGCCCCUGGGCAGGGACCGCCCCGUGCAUCACAGCCUGGCAGCGUCCCUCCAGGAGAUCUGGCGCUGGUUCCCACCAGACUGUCAUCCCCAGGUCAGUCUCCGCAUUUCUGCUGACCACGUUGCCUUCGUCGUGAGAUCAUGUCUUUCCAGAGAAAUCCCACUAAUGCCUUCAUUCUGUGAGACCGGUAUAUAUAGGGGCAGCCUUCCCCGGGCUGCACUGUGCAGGCCAGCAAAGGCAUCGCUGUCCUCCAAGCGGUUGCACGCCCCCCUCGCCCUCCCUUGGAACAAGACGUAGCAGCAGCAAGCAUGGACAUUACCAUCCAGCACCCCUGGUUCAAGCGCGCUCUGGGACCCCUGAUUCCCAGCCGUUUGUUCGACCAGUUUUUCGGAGAGGGUCUCCUGGAGUAUGACCUCCUGCCUUUGUUCUCCUCCACUAUCAGCCCCUACUACCGGCAGUCCCUCUUCCGCAGCGUGCUGGAGUCGGGCAUUUCAGAGGUGAGGUCUGACCGGGACAAGUUUACGAUCAUGCUGGAUGUAAAACACUUCUCUCCUGAAGAUCUGAGCGUGAAGAUUAUCGAUGACUUUGUGGAAAUCCAUGGCAAGCACAGUGAAAGACAGGAUGACCACGGCUACAUCUCCCGUGAGUUUCACCGCCGGUACCGCCUGCCCGCCAACGUGGACCAGUCUGCCAUCACCUGCUCCCUCUCCGGCGACGGCAUGCUGACCUUCUCAGGCCCCAAGGUCCCCUCCAACAUGGACCCCACCCACAGCGAGAGGCCCAUCCCCGUGUCCCGGGAGGAGAAGCCCACCUCCGCGCCUUCCUCCUAAGCCCGCCGGCCGCUGCGGCACGCAGGCUGCCACCGGCCGCAGGUCUCGCUCCCGGAGCCAUUGCGUAGAUAUCAGUGAAUGCCUAGAGGGGUUUGUUUGGGUCUUUUAUUUCUUUUAUUCCCCCCCACCCGCCCCUUUUUUGUUUAUUUUCUCCUUCCCGUGGGUGGAACGAGGGGCUGGGGGAGUGGCAUGGUGGGCUUUGAAUCUGAAGCCUGUGAGCCAUGCCAGUCAGGAUGGCACAGGCUGCGAGUGCUGCCGCGCCGCUGUGCUUGCUGGAAGGGUCUUGGUGCCGUGCCGUGGUCCACAACCACUGCCAGGUAGGAGGGAGGGCACGAGUAACGCUGGCUCCUGCUGCACCGAUGCUUGUGGUGGGGCUUGGAGCAGGGGGAAGGCCCCAGAGACUUGUUUAUCCCACAGGGUUGAACUGGCUGCUCCUAAAAACGCAACUGGGCCAAGCCAAGCACCUCUCCUGGGAUGCUGUGCAUGCGUGAUAAAUGUACCACAGGUUUCUCGCAGCCGCAGGACGAAUAGCAGCGUGUUGCGUUUGGGGAUCGCAGCACAUAUUUUUAUUUCAGCAAAGUGUUCAAGUGUGUCUGUGCACACCGCCAGCCUGUCACUUCCCUUCGGGACAUCUGGCACUAGGGCACGCACGCCUUUCCAACGUCUUCAUAGGCUCUCUGGGGAGAGAGGGGGCUCAGCACUCUGCAGAGGCUUCAAAUCCCACCGAGCUCAUCCCAGCCCGCGUGUCUCACCCCCUUGCUCUUGCCCUCGCUGUACUUCUAGCGUAGCUCCACCUGAUCCACUGGUAUCUGGCACUCAGCCUGAGAACUCGGUCACUGGCAGUCAAUAAAGAGAUAUAGGAAACAUGCAAUUGGCUUCGGGGGUUUGAUUUGUUCUUUUCCGAGGCGUUCCUUAAAAAAAAAAAAAAAAAAAAAAAAAAA